UGAGUUCAUGUCGGUAACAAAAUGAACAAACCUCUUAUCUGUUCAAUCCAAAGGAAUUGCUCUAAAUGACUAACAUGAAUGACUAACAUGGUGCACCAUAGUGCUUGAUGGAAAGUUGAGAUUGAUGGAAAGUUGAGAUAGGUACUUGCCGAUAAUGAGUGUGGAGCCCAAAAAUUAUCAAAGUCCUUCCAACUCAGCAGAUCAUAACUCCAGCACCAGAUCGAAGUCCUACCUGCUUCCACAGAUCUCCACAUUUUCUUUCGUUCUUUCUUCAUUUCUGUCCCUUUCUCUAAACUCUUCAAAAAUCCAUGGCGAAAUCACUCGACGAAGAAACCCUAAUCGAAGAUUCAGAAGAUGAUGAUGAUGCAAUUGAUAAUGACGAAGAUGACGACGAUGUAGAAGAAGAGUUCUCCGAAGAAGAUGAUGAUGAUGACGAAAAUCAAGUAGAAGAUUUACUAAGUAUUGAAUCAAGAAUACGCUAUGAAAGACAUCUAUUAGGGAAUUUAGUUCGUAGAUUAUCAACAGAAACUAUAACCCUAAAAGUUCAAGAUGUAGUAAUCAAAGGAAACAAGAAAACUAAUUACUCGUUAUUAGAAUCAGAAAUCAAAGCCCUAAAAGAUGCAACAACAAUUCAAGAACUUCUUGCAAUUGCUACUAUUGUAAAUUCUCGGGUUCAGAGGUUUGAUAUAUUUGAUUCUGUUAGAAUUACUUUUGAUACUGGACCACCUGAAUUACCUGGUACAACUAAUGUUGUGGUUGAAGUUGUUGAGCCUAAGAAUCCUUUUGUUGGUGAAUUUGGAGUUUUCUCCAAACCUGAGGCCAAGACUUGGUCACUUGAAGGAUCUGCCAAAUUGAAAAACCUUUUUGGAUAUGGUGACAUUUGGGAUGGUUCUUGGGCUUUUUGGUGGGACCAAACAGCAGAGAUAAGCAGCGGGUUUUCUCUACCCAGAUUCAAAGGAAUAAAUACGCCAUUAACAGCUCGAGUUUCACUUCUUUCCCAAGACUGGAUGAAGCUAUCUUCUUACAAAGAUCAAUUAUUAGGCUUGUCUGUUGGCUUAAUUUCAACCAUGCAUCAUGACUUGGCUUACAAUUUAACAUGGCGGUCCUUGGCAGAUCCAUCACAAAGUUCCUUUAAGUCAAUACGAAGUCAGCUUGGACAUAGUUUACUUUCAUCGCUGAAACAUACAUAUAAGUUUGAUCAAAGAGAUUCUCCUGUGCGACCUACAAGUGGAUAUGCAUUUCAAUCUACAUCACAAGUCUGUGGUCUGGCACCUGAUAGUCGUAGCUCGCGAUUUUUACGCCAGGAGUGCGAUGUUCGUUUUGCUUUGCCAUUGGGUUUCUAUAAUGCAGCUCUCAACUUUGGUGCCUCUGCUGGUUUUAUUGUACCAUGGGGUAGUGGAUUCUGGAACACGACUCCCCUUAUGUCUGAGAGGUACUUCUUUGGUGGUAAUUCAUCUUCAGUUUGCAAAUUGGGAGGACCAGCAACAUUGGUUGGGUUCAAGACAAGGGGACUAGGCCCUAGUGAACCACGAAGUGUUGCUGUUGGUAAAUCCAAUGAUGAAAGUUUAUAUGCUCUUGGAGGCAACAUUGCUGUUACUGCAUUUGCAGACCUUUCUUUUGACCUUCCACUUAGGGUGCUCAGAGAAGCUGGAAUCCAUGGUCACUUGUUUGCUUGUGCUGGAAAGCUCUCCAAGGCAACCGUGGAAGAGUUCAAGGGUUUCUCAUUCCAGAGGUUUGGGGAGUCGAUGCGCAGCUCUGCUGGAGUUGGGAUUGUUGUUCCCACCAAGCUGUUCCGUAUGGAGGUUAACUACUGUUACAUACUAAAGCAACUAGAGCAUGACCGAGGGAAGACCGGGGUGCAAUUUAGCUUCUCUUCUCCGAAGUAAAAUUUCAACCACUGACACCACGCCAGGUCCUGAAGCCUUUCUUAAAAUUUUGUUAGGCCAUGGAUGUCCGGGAUAUAUUUGAAAGGAUAAAGGGCGGUCUGGUCUGUAAUGCAUAUGAAUAUAACUGACCAAAAUACCUUAAUACAAAUAAAAGGCUGGUUGCAGAGGGGAUCCUAUUAGUCAUGGAUGUUUGAAGGCAUACCUGAAGGGUUAUUUUUAUCAUUCAGGUACACUUAGUAACUUGAUGAAUCUUGUACUGGAGGCUUGGAAUUUGUUUUUAGAACUACAAAUUUUUUGGUGUUAAAAAAGUACUGUUUUGCAUGUGAAUGAAGGUAUAAAGCAAAUGCACCAAAAGAGAUAGUGUUUAUUUGUUUGUUUAGCAUACCACUGCGCGGAAUUCUUGUAACAAUUUCAAUAAAAAGUAUUUUAUGAUAAA
This is a messenger RNA of Papaver somniferum (opium poppy), 2322 nucleotides long. RefSeq names its product sorting and assembly machinery component 50 homolog A-like. The record is from RefSeq and is a predicted model, not a curated record. NCBI's taxonomy places the organism in Eukaryota, Viridiplantae, Streptophyta, Magnoliopsida, Ranunculales, Papaveraceae. Gene Ontology annotation, biological process: protein insertion into mitochondrial outer membrane. The coding region runs from base 309 to 1886 and encodes 525 amino acids. Gene Ontology annotation, cellular component: SAM complex; outer membrane. The transcript is spliced from 4 exons.